CAAUCACUCGAUCAGACCCUCGGCAAACCGGAACAACCGCACAAGCAAGGGCGAUCACCACUGUUCACACUGAACCAGCGCACCGUGCCUGUGUAUACUUGACGAAUCCGCUCUAAAUCGCCGGAAUCAUGUCCUUCGUCUUUGAAUGGGAGAAGCUCGAUGACGAGGUGGCUCUCCAGAUCGAGGGCAUGAUCCAUGCUCACUUUCAGCGAAUACCCAAACCAUCCUUCAUGGGCAAUAUUGCUGUCUCAAAGUUCCGCUUCGGGUCUACGCCGCCGUCUAUUACAGUCCUGGACGUGACCGAUCCCCUCGAAGAGUGGUACGUGCACAUGGACCAAGAGGAGGCACGGUUAGCACAGGAGGCAGCAGAAGCAGGAGGAGGCGAGAGCAUGGACGAGGACGAACUUGCCAGUGGCGAUGACUACGAAGAUGACUACUCCUAUUCAGCGGACGGUAGCAUUGUCAUAGUUGGUGAGGGAGAUGAUAUCGAAUAUAUGGAACCGGGGCCCUUUGCGGAAGGGGAGCAGCUGGAGACCGAGGCCUGGUUGCAACAGCAGCAAGGCGUGCGGAAGAAUGAUGCGAGUAGUGGCAGUGACUCUUACAAGGAAGAGCUACAGUCGAAUCCUCGCUCUAGGGAUCCGUCCAGUCGUAAUGACGGACCAGCACCUGAACAGAACGCACUCGCGCCAACAGAGGAGCGCAGCAAUCGGAAUCUGGGGCUCGAUACCGACACCAGGAAUCUAGCUUCCGCAUCAAGAGGCACUUUUUCAUCGUCUCUCGACCUGGACGAUGUGCCUUCGGCCCAGGGAUCCGGCACGACUCACAGUUUGAGCUCUCACGCAUCGGAUGACGAGAUCGAGAGUGAGGCGUUUUAUACCCAAGGAGAGUCGACGAUCUACCAACGCAUGAAGAACCUAGUUAUCGAUCCUUCCACCCCAGCUCCUCACAGACCAACAUCCUCAGACGGAGAAUCAGCAAUAAACCACACCCAUCAUCCACAUAUCAGUCCCACACAUUUUCCGCCGACCCCAGGAGGACCUAAUGGGAACGUGAGUGGUGGGCUCGGACUCGGCCUUGGUGCCGGUAUCGGAUCGAGUCCUGGAUCAGUCCUUUCAUCCGUCAUGCAAAAUCGAUCCACGACACGGCCACUUUCAGCUGCCUCAUUUUACAGCUCGCCACCGUCGGCCACGACGGCAGUAUCUUCUACAAAUGCCGGUUCUGGUCAUCCACCCCCGCUACACUUCCCAGAUCUAUCAGGAAUGUUUGUCUCUGGAAACUCUCUUCUGGGACUGAGAGCUGGAACGCCCUCCAGGACCAUCCCCGGUACUCCGAGAGGAUUUGAGUCGCCUACAUUGGCAUUUUCGCGGCGGCAAAGCUUUUCAGAAACAGGUGGCGAUGAUUCCGGCAAGUUUUUAGCCGAUGACAGACCAGGAGCACUGCUUAGUGAGUUGCAGAGCAGGGAACAGGACCAGCAUAAUCCUUCUGUUUACAUGUCGCCGGUCGAGGCACUCAGCUUCGAUGAGUUUCCGCAGCAGCCCAAGAUCAUGGAGCACUUAAAGGAUGCUGAAAGUGCGGCAGUCAGAGGCGGUAGUAGUCGCAACGGGUCCCAGUCAGGUCGAUCACUACAUGGCGAUCAGAGGAGUCGAAGCAGCAGUUUCCGCCAUCAUGACUAUCACUCCGCUCAUUCAGAGCGACGCAACAGAUAUCCAGAUAGGAGACGAAGGAAGCGCGAGGAAGGGCGAGGUGGAUAUAGUCAGGGUGAACCAAGGACACCGGCAUCGUAUUUCCCAUCGCCCAUGCCAUCUAAACGACAUGAGAAUGAUAUUCAGCUACUGCUGUCGGUGCAAUAUCAGGGUCAGAUGGGGUUCACUAUCGAAACGGAACUACUUCUCAACUACCCGACAUUUGCGUUCUUGGCAUUGCCAGUGAAACUUGUCAUCACUGGAUUCUCGUUUAAAGCCAAAGUACUGAUGGGAUACUUACGCGACCAUGUCAAUGUAUGCUUCCUUGAACCGGAAGAUUCCAAUGAAAGUAUAUUAUCAAACGUCAGGAUCGAAUCCCAAGUUGGUGAUGAGCAGAAGCAAGCCGUGCUAAAGAACGUUGGCAAAAUUGAACGGUUCGUUGUCGAACAGCUCCGAAAGUUCAUCACAGAAGAUUUUGUCUACCCAAGUUACCACUCCAUCGAGCUCACGUCAUUAGAGAACUACAACGAAGGCGAAUAA
Gamsiella multidivaricata is the source of this 2222-nucleotide messenger RNA. RefSeq lists its product as uncharacterized. NCBI's taxonomy places the organism in Eukaryota, Fungi, Mortierellomycota, Mortierellomycetes, Mortierellales, Mortierellaceae. The record is from RefSeq and is a predicted model, not a curated record. The coding region runs from base 129 to 2222 and encodes 697 amino acids. Gene Ontology annotation, cellular component: ERMES complex. Gene Ontology annotation, molecular function: lipid binding. The transcript has 5 exons. Gene Ontology annotation, biological process: mitochondrion organization; phospholipid transport.